Adineta ricciae is the source of this 3444-nucleotide messenger RNA. The record is from the annotation of a GenBank genome assembly. NCBI's taxonomy places the organism in Eukaryota, Metazoa, Rotifera, Eurotatoria, Adinetida, Adinetidae.
AUGAUGGCCUUAGUACCAACGUCAACUAGUAACCGAGGCAGUAAUCCUGGCACAGAGAAAGUGUGCGAUAUGCUGCAGGAAAUUCGUGAUGAGUUUCACACACUUAAAACAUUCAUCUCUCAACAACAGCAUGAGAACAGUUCUGAUCUGAAUAAUUUAUCUGAAAUGCUUACUCGAGCCGAACAUAACAUCAAGGAAAGAACUGAUAACGUUUUGAAUAUGCUCAAUGGAAAUACAGUGACGACGUUAUCUUUUAAUCAAGUACAAAAUGCUCAACAACGUUAUCAAAAUAAUUCAAUAUCUGAUCAAUAUCAACAGCGGAUCGACAGUGGUGCGGUGUCACGAGGCAGAUUGCAUGUGAAUACCGCAAUAGGUGGAACUCGACAAAGAUACGCUGAAACUAUACCAAUCAUAUCUAUUGGUGCUCAACAACAUCGACCUGUUGCACCAGGUGCUGUUGCUCGUCAUGAGUAUCAAUCGAAAAUUAUACGAAAUCCAUUUAAUAAACGUAAUCGUGAAGUCAUGCAUGAUAAUUACGGUGUACAGCUACCGCUGAUUGAAAAGCAACAACAGCAUCGAACGCCGGCAUCGCGAAAUAUUUUGUCAGGGAAAACAACCGAGCCAGUUGGUAUUUUACCAUAUAAAAGUCGACGUAAUCCUAUUGAUUAUCCAGUUCCACUCACAGCUGAAGAUGCCAAACGAGGAAUAAUAAGUUUAGUAGAGCGUGGUAUCAUUCCACAAGGUGCUAAUAUAACAUUAGACCCUCCUGCUAUCCAACCGAAAAAAUCCAGUUUAAAUGAUCCAACCGCCCGCAUGCGAGCAUUCAUCAGAGACGAUUCGAAUAUAUCCGUCUAUCAUCUUCAACCGGCGACAGGUCAACUACUAGCUAUAGCUGAUAAGCCAGCCGUACCACCGGCAAUAUUAGAACAUACUUCAAGUGGAUUAUUAAGCGACCCAAGUGAACAGAAUAUGAAUAGAAUAGGAUCAUCAACAAAAUUUCAUGCAUCAACACUAGUUGAAUCGCGAAAAUCCUCGGGUAAUCGAAUGCAAAAAGGUACUCUGACAACAUCAGCAACAAAUAGUGGUAUAGCUGCUCGUCCAGUAUCGACACCGGCAUCGAAUGUUGAAUAUAAAAAAACUGUUCAUUUGACUAUACAGAAUGGCUUGACGAAAGAUCAAACUGAUGAAUUCUUACGAUUUCGACAACUUCAUUGUUUAAUGUGGGGAAACAUUGUGACUGUAUUUCGAAUGUUAGAAAAACUCAUGUACGACUAUGCUAUACCAGUUGCGUUCAUCAGCGGAGAAAGAGUUGUCGAAUUGGCACAAACCGUUGAGCUGGAACAUAAACCUACUCUUGAUGAACUUCUCAGUGCUGUUCUCAAUCGAGAAGAAGUUGAAGAAUUAGUAAAACGAAUAGGACGUCGAUUCGUCGGCAGUGGCGGAAAAGAACGUGCAGCGGUCGCAAUUCAAGCGUAUUGGCGUCGUUUUCGUGAUCGUCGAGCUUACAUUCGUUUGCGAAAACGUAAAUGGGCAGCGGGUGUUAUUGCUCUUUCUUGGUUAAUGACUGUCAAACUAGCGAAAGCACGGUACCAGUUGAAGCUCAGUCGUCAACGUCAGAUCGAAUUCUUUAAAGCAAAACAAAAUGAUCUACGACAACGUUGGGCAACAAUCACUAGUAGUCGUCGUGUGAUCGUUCAUAUACCCUCGUUAGGCAUAUCGCAACGUGUUCGACGAAGACUAAAUACUUUGCCCAUACGAGAAAAUCAUCAAAUAGGGCGCUUAUGCGAAUUAGAUGAUCCCAAUGUUGAUGUUAUUUACGUCUCACCUAUGCCUAUCAAUGAAGAGUUUCUACAAUAUUAUAAUAAAUUAAUCAAUUUACGAAGCACUAUCCAACAGGAUAGCGAACAAAUAGUACCUCCCACAGCAGCUGACUACAUUUGUGAUCGGUAUAUGAUCGUUGUGCCUGAAGCAUUACAUAGUUUUCCCACCCAUAAUAUGUGUUUGGCGACAUUACUUAAAUACAGUCCGAAGGCGCUGAAAAGGAUUAGAAAUUUAAUCAAAGGUCGUGAAGCAUAUAUGGUGACUGGUGUUUCACAUUGCGAUGAUCUUUACAUAGCUGAUUUUCUAAAUAUUCCAAUAUUUGGUUGUGAGCCCGAAUUUUCAGAUUUAUUUUCUACAAAAUCAGGUUCCAAACGAAUCUUUGGCGCGAGUCAAGUUCCUAUGCCAUUUGGCGAAUUUGAUAUAUACAAAGAGAACCAUUUCUUCGAAGCUUUGUCGCAAUUAAUUAUCGAACAUUUGGACAUUCAACGGUGGGUAUUCAAAAUCGAUGACGAUUUCGAUGGAUUAGGUAUUGCCUAUUGUGAUGUUGUCAAGCAUCUUCCCUGCUAUAAAAGUACUCUAAAAGAAGCGGCGCGAUUCGGUGAUAAAUGGUCAAUACGCUGGGCGCACGAACAAUCUUACGUCAAGGUUCUUUCUGAAUUACCUGCUGUGCUUGAAAAACAUACUGUCUGUAUCAAUAAGAGUUUAUAUAACGGUUGGCAAACGUAUUCGAAAGUCUUCUUCGCUCAAGGUGGGAUCAUUGAAGCGUAUCCACCAUCGGACUCUGUGACAUCGAUAACUGUUGGUUUAUCAAUCGAACCAAAUGGUCAUCAUUCAAUUAUUUAUUCCGGUGAUCAUCUACAUGCUGAAUCUCAGUUUUCUUGUUGGGGCUUGUCAUUCCCUCAAUCGAGCGUCGAACCUACUGAUUUGAAUCAAUAUUGCCAUCAGAUUGCUGAACAAUGCAAACAAAAACAAAUCUUCGGCUAUGUUGAUGUUGAUUUCGUCACAUUUAUCGAUUCGAAAACUGACAAACAGCAUGUCUGGGCUGUUGAUUUAUCCAUUGGUUAUUCAGAACAUUUAGCACUGUAUCGAAUGACACGUUUUAUUACAACUGGUCAUUUUGAUCCUCAAACACAUUCGUUUACCGUCAAAGUGAAACAAGUGAAACAACGCAUGAGAAAUUGGCAAACGGACGCGCCUGAACAACAUAUUGUCGAAAAGAAUCGCUUUGCUGUGUGGACAUCGAGAUUGUACCAUUCUAACCUGCCUGUUCUUCAACUGAGCGUUUUUUUUCAAAUAUGUCGUGCGCAUGGUGUUGGUUUCGACAUUCGCGAAAGACAAGGUAGUAUUUUUGCGUUGUUAGAAAGUGAACGGCAUGAAAAUCUCGGCAUGGUGGCAAUCGGCGAUUCACUUCAAAAUACACUAUCGAAUUUUGCUUAUAACCUAAAUUCCAUUAACCAAGAAAUAACAACAACGAAUAUGCAAGGCAGAAGUAACUUCAUGUUGGCAAUCAACGAUAUAGAAAGUAUUCUUGGUAUUACACAAGAAAAUGCAUCAAGUAUUUCGUCAACAACUACGGGUACAUCCGCUAUCACGGGUACGUCGACAACUGUGGGCGGUACUUGA